UUGGUUCCGGGCCGCACCCGCCCCGCCUUGCGGCCCUCCCUUUUUUCUUCACCCGCGUAAUGGCUGCUCCCAAGACCCAGGGGGCUGCUGCCCGAGGGGAGGAGAACAGUGAUGGCAGCCGUAGUGGAACCGGGGGUGUCAGUUAUGAGGACAGUAAGGAUUGUAUCUUGGAGCCACUUUCUCUGCCAGAAAAUCCAGGUGGCACCACCACUUUAGAAGGUUCUCCAUCUGUGCCUUGUAUUUUCUGUGAAGAGCAUUUUCCUGUGGCUGAACAAGACAAACUUCUGAAGCACAUGAUUAUUGAACAUAAGAUUGUCAUAGCUGAUGUCAAGUUGGUUGCUGAUUUCCAAAGGUACAUUUUAUAUUGGAGGAAAAGGUUCACUGAGCAGCCUGUUACAGAUUUUUGUAGUGUGAUAAGAAUCAACUCCACAGCUCCAUUUGAAGAACAAGACAAUUACUUUUUGUUAUGUGAUGUUUUACCGGAAGAUAGAGUACUUCGAGAAGAACUUCAGAAACAGAGACUGAAAGAAAUUCUGGAACAACAGCAGCAAGAACGAAACGAUAACAAUUUUCAUGGCAUUUGUAUGUUCUGCAGUGAGGAAUUCCUUGGAAACAGAUCUGUUCUUUUGAACCACAUGGCCAGAGAACAUGCUUUCAACAUUGGAUUGCCAGACAACAUUGUUAAUUGCAACGAAUUUCUAUGUACAUUGCAGAAAAAGCUUGACAACUUGCAAUGCUUGUACUGUGAGAAGACCUUCAGAGACAAAAAUACGCUUAAAGAUCAUAUGAGGAAAAAACAGCAUCGGAAGAUCAAUCCUAAGAACAGAGAAUAUGACCGAUUUUAUGUCAUCAAUUAUUUGGAACUUGGAAAAUCGUGGGAAGAAGUUCAGUUGGAAGAUGAUCGGGAGUUGCUAGACCAUCAGGAAGAUGACUGGUCUGAUUGGGAAGAACACCCAGUCUCUGCUGUCUGCCUAUUUUGUGAAAAACAAGCAGAAACAAUUGAGAAAUUAUAUGUUCACAUGGAGGAUGCACAUGAAUUUGAUCUCCUCAAAAUAAAGUCAGAACUUGGAUUAAAUUUCUAUCAGCAAGUGAAACUGGUCAAUUUCAUUCGGAGGCAGAUUCACCAGUGUAGAUGUUAUGGCUGCCAUGUGAAGUUCAAAUCCAAAGCAGACUUAAGGACUCACAUGGAAGAAGCUAAACAUAUAUCACUGCUUCCUGAAAGAAAGACAUGGGAUCAACCAGAGUAUUAUUUUCCAACCUAUGAGAAUGACACUCUACUGUGUACACUGUCUGACAGUGAAAGUGACCUAACAGCUCAGGAACAAAAUGGAACUGUUACCGUCAUCAGUGAAGACACAUCUAAACUGCAUGCUUUGAAACAAAGCAGUAUUUUGAACCAGUUGCUACUACAUGAGUGCUUGAAAAACUAGAAGAAACUGCCACAGAAGCAAUUUUUCAUGUUUUCUCCUAUGUGAUAAACAUGAAAGAAUAGUUUAAAGCUGAACAUCAGCAAAGGAUUAGUCCUUGGUGAAAUAAAAUUUUAAAAAAUGGAUAUUCUUUUCAAAAACUAAAGUAGAAAAAUAAAAUGAAGACUUUUUGUAUUUGGCUCUAAAGUUUUAUUAUAUAAUCAUUAUAAAUGAUCUCAUUAGAUUCAUGAUUAUCUGUAAUAAGGAGGACAUAUAAAUCACAAAGAAAUGAAAUGUUCAAAUUAUUUAUAAACCUAAUUUCAACCAGUGGUUUCAGUAGUUUCAGUUUCUUCCCCACAGGCUUUCUUCAUCCAACAAGUCAAAAAUUUGACAGAUGUGUGCUUUCUGUACUGCAUUGGGCAAGCUAGAAAUGUAGUAACCAAAAGAGGAGCCACGGAGGAAAGGAAAAAUGGUCAAAGAUCAGGAGAAUGCACAGAUUGGACACUAUUUCAGAAUAAUCAAGAGCUGACUAUAUUAUCAUUACUACUUUCUUCUUAGAGUUAUCAAACUGCCUAGAAAUGGAUGUCAAGCCAAAUAACUUCACUUUCCCCUACAAUGUAUAUAUCGCUAACAGAUAAGUACCAUUUUUUGAAAACGAAACCACAAUGCCAUUAUGACAUCUAACAAAAUUAACAAUAACUUCUUAACAUCAUAUAUUUUCAACUUUACGUAGUUGUCUCAAAAAAUCUUUUUACAAUAUUAUCACUUACAGAGCAAAUAUAGGACAAAUAGGACAAAAUAUGCCUCCUGAUAAGAUGCAGUGAGCAGGACAAAAUAUCACUUUUGAAGAUUCCUCUCCAGAACGUAUAAUGUGAAUGUAAUGAAGAAACAUCAGUUUAAUCCAACUUGAGGAAUAGUCUACAAAAUAGUUGGCUUUUACUCUUCAAAAAUCAAGGUCAUGAAAAACCUCGAAAGAAAUACUCUUCCAGAUUAAAGAAGAAUAAAGAAAAAUCACAUGUAAUCCUGGAUUGGCUCCUGGACCAAGAAAAAGUUCUUCUGCUAUAACAGAUAUUAGUUGGACAAUUGGCAAAAUUUGAAUAAAGUCUGUAGUAAAUGUUAUGGUAUUGGUGUUAAUUUCCAGAUUUUGAUCAUUAUGCUCUGGUUAUGUAUGACUGUCCUUCUCUUUAGAAAAUGCACACUGAAGUAUUUAGGGGUAAAGGAACAUUUUGUUUGUAACUUUUUCUCAAAAAA
Molecule: messenger RNA, 2657 nt
Organism: Equus caballus (horse)
Lineage: Eukaryota; Metazoa; Chordata; Mammalia; Perissodactyla; Equidae
Gene: ZNF277
Product: zinc finger protein 277
Source: RefSeq, a predicted model, not a curated record